Paramecium tetraurelia is the source of this 690-nucleotide messenger RNA. RefSeq lists its product as uncharacterized. The record is from RefSeq and is a predicted model, not a curated record. Lineage: Eukaryota; Ciliophora; Oligohymenophorea; Peniculida; Parameciidae. The transcript has 2 exons.
AUGAAUGAUGAGUUAGAAAAGACAGCAAACUUUUUCUUCCCUGUUGAUAAUUAAGGCAUGAAACAGAAAUUUGUUCAUACAAGACGAUUGUUGAAGCAUCCUGUUCAGAGAAAUGUUUCAAAUCCCUCAACCCAGAUAACUACAUCCAAGAGAAGUUCUGAUAAUUCUGGAGUUGAAGCGUAACAUACUCCUCCAUAAAUAUGUGGAAUGAGAAAAAGAUCAGAAUUGCAUACAAAUUCAGAGGAUAGAAAAUCUAACAAUUAUCGAAUAUUUAGUUCUAAUGUAAAUCAACGCUCUAGUUACCCCUAAUAAUUUAGUUUUGGGGAUUAAUUUAAGUUCAUGAAUGAAUUCUUACAGUUGAAUGACGAACAUUAAAGUCCUCCCUUCAAAUAAUCAAAGAAGCUACCUGAUAUCUUCUAAUAAAGAAACUCUAGCCAAGGAUUCAGAUAAGUAUUUAGAAUUCAUAGUGGGUAAAGUAAAAGAGAAACAAUGAGCAACUUUGUCAAAGAUAUCGAAUGCCCAAAGUAAUAAUGUAUGUAGUAGUUGUAAUUGAAACAAACAAUUAAUAAACAAUAACUAAGAGGAACUUAAACAAAGUUACCCACUAUUGGUUAACCUGUAUCAUUUUUAUAAACUAAACAAUAAUUGAAGAUGAUAAAUAGAAUAUUUUCAGGCAAACAGGAUUAAUGA